AGGAUAAGUGGAAUGAGAGGAACCACGACGAACAACUGCGGGUUGAGACCAUCUGCUUUGUGCAUGACGGCGUCUGAGUUUGUUUUCCCUUCAGUCAACAAGUCACAAUUGCAGCCGGAAAUGAAAUUAGGCUUUAAAUUGGCAGUUAUUACCGGAUAUUCGACGAUCUGAAUCAAAUCGGCGAUGACGCCAGCAUGCUAUGCUUUCGAUUUAUACUUUAGCUGGAAAGAAACAGCGGGUAAAAAUAUCCCCUGCAUAUUUCAAAAACUGAAAAUUGCGUAAAUCAGAGGUAAAAUGCAGUUUUUAAACCCAUAAGUUCGGUUUUAAAAAUCGCAUUUCAGAUUAUAUUACCUGUAUUUAAUGCUCCUUCACUUCCCUUUUCAACUCUUAGUUUCGUUGAUAUAUCGAACGUUGCGUAAUAAAAUAAAUAAAUCUUGCAGAAAACAUAAAAAGUGUAUUUGGCGAGGUAAUAUUUUACUUUUAUUUUUGUUCCAGUUUCGCAUAUAUUAUGGCUUCAAUUCUACCAACAACAAAAUUAUGCAAAAAAUGCUCUUUUCAUCCUUCAAUAGUGUUGAAUUGCAGUGCUAUUUUCGGCUAAAAUGGCAGAACAUAUUUCUAAAGUUUUCACAAGUUAUUGGCCAAGACUGACCCUGCAUCAAGACCUGGUUGAUUUCGAGAAUGGAAGAUUGCUGGGUCAAUUUUAAAAUUUGAAGAAAUAACCCCGAUGAAGAACUUAAUACUGUACCUUAAAAAUCUCAAUUUUCAAAUUCCAAUGAAAAUUAUGUUGAGAUAAAUCCCGAAGACUGAAGUGCAGCAUAUAAAUCACAAAUCCAGGAAUAGUCAACUGUGUCUUUUCGGAUGCAUUCGCAUAUUGAAGACGGUCAACAGGUGCAUUAGAGAGAAUUUAUAACUCACGGAAUCGCUUCUCGACAGCUUUCGCAGUUCAAUGCGAAAAUAACGCAUAUAUCAUAAUGAAAGUAGAGGGGCAUUAAAAUGGCUAGAAACCGAUAGCGAUAAAAUAUAUGCGUCUGCACUCGGUUUGCCUAUACUGUAUAAUAAAAAAAGCGACAAAGGAGACGACUGAUAACACUGUACCUGCAUUAUGCAAAUGAAUAUACAAUGCACGAAAACGAAGGCCGACGCUGAGCUGCGUUUAUAAAACCCAACAAGUUUCGGGCAGGUGCCAGCAUUCCCAAAAAAUCGUCGCCGUUGAUGCACUUGAAGUGAGUUCUCUUCUUCGAUAGUGAGCUCAGUCUUGGCAGCAAAACACGGACGAUGUUCAAAUUCAAUUUACUAAUUAUUGCCAUUUCUUGCUGCGUGUGCAACGUUUUCGGCAAAAAGCAAGAAUGCCCCGGGGCGGAUGCUCAAUUUGAAGGGACAUGCUACAAAGUUCUUCCGGAUCAGUACGACUGGAUGGGAGGAGUUGCAGCAUGUGCAAACACUACACCUGGAUCAACCAUGCUCGCUAUUGAAACAGAGGAGGAGAACGAGUUCCUGAAAACGUGGCUAGCUGGUGCCAUUGCAGCAAUCAGCAAUGGAGAUUACAAAUAUGCCUGGUUGUACGGAAGUGAUCUGGGCGAAAACAAGAACUUCCUGUGGCACAACUCCAACGGAACCGGGUCUCAUCCAUUCGGCUUCGAUGCCUGGGGCAUUGAUCAACCCAGCUCAAAACCUCACUACCACUGCAUGGAUCUGAACCUCGAAGACAACUUGUUCACCUGGGAUAGUUACCCAUGCACAGGGUUCCUCAACAAUUCCAAUGGCGAACCCGUCGCUGUGGAAGACUUCGUAGUUUGCGAAUACCCCAUGCCCUCUUUGUGGGAAUGAAUCCAAAAAAUAUUCUCGGGUUCUCACGGUUAAAAAUAAAACGGGUUUGAAUUGAAUGGUUGACAAUUGGUGGUUUCAAUAAAAAUAAAAGUUAUUAUGUUUUAAUGUUCCA
Molecule: messenger RNA, 1939 nt
Organism: Notodromas monacha
Lineage: Eukaryota; Metazoa; Arthropoda; Ostracoda; Podocopida; Cyprididae
Source: the annotation of a GenBank genome assembly